UCAGACGUACGAACAUCAAUGGUUCGGGUAUGGCCGUGUAAACGGCAGCACGCAAGAACAAACCGGGGCUCGCAAGCAGGUGCAGCAACGAACGGCAGCCGCACGUUGUCUGCCGGACGUGAGAUUAUGUCAGGGAUGAACGAGCAGCACAAGGGAUACGACCACUUUGACGAUGGUCUGCGGGCAGCAAGAGAUGGCGAUGUCCUGAAGUCGCACACGCGUUGGAAGUGGAAAAAAAAAGAAUACGCCGGGACUCGCCGGCUUUGUUCGGCACUCCGACGGAACACGACGGGACUCAACGGCUACGCUCGACACUCCGACGGGACUCGACGGGACCCAACGGCUAAGAACAGUGGUCCGGGGGCGUUCACGGGGCAGUGGUUGGCUCCUACUCAGGCUACGGUAGUCGCUCAGUUCCGCAACUAUCACGCUGAAAAGUUCUCAGGGCAGGGAGAUCCCCGCAUUGUUGAUGAAUGGAUUCAGGGCUUAGAGUUUAUCUUUGAGGUUAUGGAAUGCCCCGAUAGGUAUCGCGUAGUUUGCGCUCAGCUUCAUCUCACUGGUGAUGCAAGGCUCUGGUGGAAUGCCUACUGGAGCAUGCGUCCCGGUGAAAAAGCGGGUUGUACGUGGGAAAUGUUCAAGGAUCUAGUCCGCGAAAAGUACUACCCUUCCUACUAUCGGGCAGAGAUGGAGCGUCAGUUCUUAGCGCUUCAGCAGGGCACUCGUACAGUUGAUGAGUACGAGCGAGAGUUUACUAGACUUGCAGCUUUCGUACCGGAUCUGGUUCGCACGGAGGCUCAGAGAGCGCAGCGGUUCAUCGACGGGCUUUUCCCAGCAGUCCGUCACAACAUCGUGGGACACGAGACUCAGACCUACGCUCGUGCA
This is a messenger RNA of Striga hermonthica, 882 nucleotides long. The record is from the annotation of a GenBank genome assembly. Lineage: Eukaryota; Viridiplantae; Streptophyta; Magnoliopsida; Lamiales; Orobanchaceae.